UGUUAGUCUCGAGGGAGGCCAGACAGCUGUCACACCGGAUCGCCGCGAGUGGCAAAGUCGCACCAUGUCGCCCAUUCCUGAGAUAGAAUGGCGAGCAGGGAUGUGAAACACAGAGAAGGUGUCCGUCCCCUCGCCGGGACGGAGGUGGCUGACUUCCUGCUGGAUCAGCCUCUGGGAUCCAAGACCCCGAUCGUCCCCGGAGUUCGCACCACUUUCUACACCACCAGCCUCUGCGAGAGGCUGCAUCAGGACAGCGCGGAUUUUGUGCUGACCGACCCCAGUGGCCGGCUGCUGCACAGCACCUACAACAGCCUGCACGACCCCAACCUGAAGCAGUUCUUCAGCCAGCGCGACCGGCAGCGCCUGCUCGUGCGCCAGGGCCUCCUCACGCCGCAGAAGAAGGUGAUCUGCACCACUAAGGAGUUCAACCAAUACCGGGAGUAUCUGACCACGGUGAAGCUGGACUGGGAGAAGAGCUUCCUGCGAGAGCAGAAGGAACUGGUGAGGAAGUUCCUGGUCCUGCAGGAGAAGAAACAGAUCCCACCAGGAAUAACUGUGUGCCACCUGCGGGAGUGGCUACUGGAUUGCGGGAGUGCCGCACGGAUCUGGAGGGCCCGCAAUGGCAGGACUGAAAACCAGAACACCCACAGCUACUCGGAGCUGGCCUGGCGCGAGAGACUGCGUCAGCAGCUGCAGGAGCUGGAGGUGGAGGUCCACAGGGAGCUGCGACUGGAAAGGCGCUGGGACAAGAAGAAGGCGCCGAAGCAGGACAUGCGCUUGGCAGCAGUCCCAGAGGAAGCCCGUGUCCACAGCGAGGCAGUGAGUCAGACAGAGACCCAUCGUUCCUCGGCUCUCCCGUCUCGUGCAACAGAGACGUCUUCGUCCCCAGGAGAGACGAGCUGCCCCUCAGAGCCGUCCCAGAAGUCUCAGAGCACGCAUCUGACCCACCUAAAAACGAGCAUAGAAGAACAGCUAAGACAGAGAGUCUCCGCGGAGGGGCUGGGCCCCAUCCUGGGGGGCCUCGUGAGAUGGGUAGUGACGGCCGUGAGCGACAUCCUGAUCCCGGCCAUCCAGGAGUUCGAGGAGUCGCCCGGCUGCCCCAGCGACACCUCGCUCCAGUGCUGCGCCAGCGGCCCGGGCUCCCGCCGCGAGCUCAGCCCCCCGCGCGGCGUCGUGGGGAAGCCCUGCUCAGGCGUGUCCGGCGGGGCUUUAACAUUCUGGCAGCAUGCCUAG
Molecule: messenger RNA, 1233 nt
Organism: Lepisosteus oculatus (spotted gar)
Lineage: Eukaryota; Metazoa; Chordata; Actinopteri; Semionotiformes; Lepisosteidae
Source: RefSeq, a predicted model, not a curated record